Hydra vulgaris (swiftwater hydra) is the source of this 1424-nucleotide messenger RNA. Its product is annotated as Golgi-associated plant pathogenesis-related protein 1. Lineage: Eukaryota; Metazoa; Cnidaria; Hydrozoa; Anthoathecata; Hydridae. Gene Ontology annotation, cellular component: extracellular region. The record is from RefSeq and is a predicted model, not a curated record.
ACAUGGAUGAUGGUUUAAUGGCAGUAAAUAAUUUAGUGACCUUCAGAUAAAUCUAACAUAACGAAUUAUGGUGAGCCAGCAUGAUUGUCAAAAAUAACCAUCUUGUUCCAACCAAAAUCUUAAAUCCAUAAAAAGUCUAACUUCCGUUACAAUUGCACGUUAAUAAAAGAUAUCUUGGGCAACCACCCUUUUCUGAACUCUCGUCUAAUUUUACAGCAUUCCUAACAGUUCAUUUUAAAAGUCAAACUUUUAAUGAUGUUGGAAAUAAAAACAGUUUCAUGGUUAUUGCUGGUAUAUUUAGCAUUCUUAGUUUGCGUUAACGCUGAUCUUGAAUGCAAAGAAGAUAUAUUCAAAGAGGUAAAAGAUAAUGUUGACUGCGGCUACUUUACUAGCAUCUGCAUAAGAAAGUGUCAAACUUAUCAGGGAUACACAACAAAAUGUGCAUUUGCAACUGACUCAUUUGGUAAAAAAAUAUUUAAUAAAAAUGGCUGCUCGUGUGUAUGCAAAGGAAAUUCAAACUCAGUAAUAACGCCUAUCGGCCAUACACUUCCGCCAGUUCAAACAAUUUCUCCGGUUCAAACUUUUGCAUCAUUAAACGCUUUUAGAAACACUAUAUUAGUAAUUCAUAACAAUUAUCGAAAAAUGCAUGGGGUGCCAUAUUUGAAAUUAAAUCAGGAAUUGAAUUUUUAUGCUCAACAGCGGGCGGAAAUGUGGGCGCAAAUGGGCAUGUUAAUGAAAAAUCCAUUUGGUCCAGCAGAAAAUCCUUACUGGGCAUAUAAUACUGCACCUCCAAAUGGUGAAGAUGCUGUUAAAGUAUGGUAUAAUGAAAUUAAGGACUGGAACUUCAAAGCUAAUUCUGAGACACAAGCAAGUCCUAAAACGGAACAUUUUACACAGGUGAUUUGGAAAUCAACGUCAGAACUUGGUGUUGGUCGUGCCUAUAAUUUAAAUACUGUCUAUGUUGUAUGUAGUUAUUAUAACGGCGGAAACAUUUUUGGACAAUACGGAAGCAACGUGAUGCCACGCCUAGCCUAAAUUUGAACAUUAAAAUUUGUGGGUUUAUGUUUUGUUGUGUUUAGCUUUAUUUAUGAACAACAUUUAUUUUAACUAUAUUUGAAAUACUGUUUAUAUACAAAAAAAAAAUUUUUGAUAUGUUAUCUCAUUUUAUAUAUAAUUUUGAAGACAUCGCAUCACUAUGGAAAUUUUUUAUAAAAUUUGGAAGAGACGACGCACAGUCGAGAACGGUACAACAACACAUAUCAAAAAUGAUUUAAUAAUUUUGCUUUUGACAUUUUUUUUUGAAUUUUAUUUAAUAACUUAAUAGUUAAUAUUUUCUAUAUUGAAGCAAUUUUGCAUAAUUUAUGUAAGAAGAGAAAUUUUGAAACCGUAGUUUUUAAAAUAUAUUUGCAGAUGUUUAUUUCAAA